AUGGGCGUCGCGGCGCGCGCUGCCGUGGGCCCGGCGGACGCGAAGGAGAGGGGGCCCCGGGAGAAGAGGGAGGAGCGGUCCAAGGGGCCCGCGCAGGACAACAAGGGGGGCCGGCAGAGCAAGGGCGGGAGCUGGGUCGGCAAAGACAGGAACGCGCCGGACAACUGGGGCGCGGGGAAGCGGGCGCCGGAGGACGAGCUGGGGAAAAACAAGAGUGAGGAGUGGCACGGCCACACCUGGCCGCGCGGCGGCGGUUGGGCCUCGUGGUCGGGCGCGCGGUGGUCGAGUGCGUCGUGGACGAGCACGUCGUGGUCGAGGGCCAACUGGGGCGAG
Messenger RNA from Prorocentrum cordatum, 333 nucleotides. Lineage: Eukaryota; Dinophyceae; Prorocentrales; Prorocentraceae. The record is from the annotation of a GenBank genome assembly.